AUGGCUGCCUCCGAAGGCGACUAUGAAGGCGAUGGGGAGGCCGGGGCGGUGCUCUGGAGCAGCCCCCGGGCCUGGACCAUGCUGGGGGCGGCGCCCCCGGGAGCUCACACGGCCAUGUGGCUUGGCCUCUGGGCUGUCGGGCGGCCUUCUGCCCUUGGGCACCUCGGGUCUUCUCGCUGUCUUCCGUUGUUCCCCAGGAAGUGGCGGCGUCGCUCUGUGGGAAGGCUGGGAUCUCUGCAGGGGCGUAGAGUGGCGGCCGCCUGGGUAACUGUCACAGGAAGUGGCCUCACCGAGCCACAGCUGGGGGCACAAGCCGGGCGCCUCACCGAGGGCACGGCCCACCUCCAGGCCAGGGCCCGGCUUGGAGCUGAGCGGGGUGCUGGGGUCACCGCACCCACGGGGUCUGAGUGGGCAAGCGUGGUCACAGCAGGACGCCUGUCUGCCCUCCCCGCCCCGCCAGGCCCGCCCGCCCUCGGGGCCAUCAGCGGCGGCGGCGCCCCUGCCUACCUGGCGCAGGACCCCCUGGGCGCCCUCCUGCUUGCCCUUCCGGGGCCGCCCUCCCGGCCCUCCAUGUCCCCCAACCCGGGGCCUCAGGGCUCCUCCCCGCCCCUCAGGGCAGGGCAUCAGGAGUCAGCCGUCUCUGCCCACCCCGGGGCGUUGCUUCUCCAGGUCUGGGUCUCUUCCUGCCUAGAAAGCCAGCUGCUGAAGAGCGUGGAGGAAGGCGAGUGCCAGCCCCCGGAAGAGGGUCCCGGUGGGGCAAGUGGAGGACCGCCUCUGAGGGUGACGGUCAGCAGCCAGGGCAGGUCCGCCAGGCUCACGCUGAACUGGGACGCCCCGGGGCCGGGCGGGCCCAGCCGCACCCUACGCCUCAGCCGGCUGAGCCCCCGUGGCUCCCCUGAAGGGCAGCUGCUCCAGGCCCACACCAACGGGUCCAGCUUCGAAUUCCGGGACCUGGUGCCAGGAAGUCGCUACCAGCUGGAGGUGACGGCCGUGCGGCCCUGCGGGCAGAACGCCAGCCUCAGCCUCACUGCGCUCACAGCCCCGUCCGCUGUCCAGGACCUGCAGCUCCACAGCUCUGAGAGCCCAUCCAGCCUGGGGGCCUCGUGGGGCUCUGCUCCUGGAGGGCAGGAUGGCUACCAGCUUGUCCUCUGCCACCUGGAGUCCCAGACAGUGGUUCGCAACGUCUCCACGUCCGCCGGCACCCUGUCCUAUAACUUCAGCCACCUCUUACCAGGCAGUGAGUAUGUCUUGGAGAUUACCACCUGGGCCGCCCACCUCCAGGCGAAGACCAGCACCCGCCAGUGGACAGCUCCUGUGCCCCCAGGGCAGCUGGCGCUGCGCGCCCUGGGCACCAGGGCCCUGCGGGCCUCCUGGUACAGCUCUGGGGGGGCCGCCUGGCUGCACCUCCUGCUCACGGACCUCCUCAGUGGCUCCAACCUGACGGCGGGCGUCACACGAGGUGUCUCCAGUCACACCUUCCCAUGCCUCUCUCCUGGAACGCCCUACACGCUGACAGUUAGCGCUAUCGCUGGGCCCCAUUGGGCAGUGGGGCCCAGCGCCACCGAGUGGACCCGUCCCUCCACGCCCGUGGAGCUGGGGCUCGCUCCCCAGCCCCCAGGGCUCGGGGCCAGCUGGAAGGCAGGCCCGGGGGCCCGAGAGGGCUACCUGCUCAGGCUGAGCGGGCCCGUGGACGAGACCCUAAGUUUGGGCCCUGGGGCCCUCAAUGUCACGUUCCUGGGGCCCCUGCCAUCCGGACACUAUGCUCUGGAGCUGAGAGUUCUGGCGGGGCCCUACGAGGCCCGGGCCCAGGCCGCUGCCUGGCUGGGUGAUGCUGUAGCCCAGCGCCUGCAGGGCAGCGAUCCCAAGCUGCCCCUGGAUGAGCCGGAGGCCAGCAAGGAGCCUGGGAGCCAGACACUGCCCUACACCGAGGGGGGCCCCUGCCUCCUCAGAAACGUCUCGGGGCCACCUGGUGCCACCCUGGUCACACUCCACAGGCCUGGGAUGCUGGUGGAUGCUGGGAAACAGGUGGAUGCUGUUUCCCCUCUGGGCACUGCCACCGCAAGCCCCACAGGCCACACAGGGGCCCCCACGCCACAGUCACUGGAGGUCACUGGCAGGGACAGCCCUUCCACCUUGACCAUCGGCUGGGCCCCGGCCGCGGGGCCGCGGGAAGGCUACAGGGUCAGCUGGCACCAGGAGGGCGGUCAGGGCUUCCCGGGCGGUCUUGUCAACUUGGGCCCAGACAACGCCAGCCUGACACUGCGGGAUCUAGUGCCUGGCUCCUGCUACACUGUGUCUGUGUGGACUCGGGCGGGGAACCUCAGCUCCAGCAUCCAAAGGGCUCGCGCCUGCACACUCCCUGCACCGCCCACCAGCCUGAGCCUGGGCCUGGCUGCCCGGCCCCCUGCCCUGAGGGCAUUCUGGAGCCCCCCCGUGGGGGGCAGGGACGGCUUCCUCCUGCGGCUGUACCGCCUGCGGCCCCCGGCUCUGGAGGGCCAGGAGACCCUGGGCCCCGAGGUGCAGACCUUCUCCUGGGCCCGGCUGGCUCCGGGCACCGAGUUCCUGGUGUGGCUGGCCACCCUACGGGGCCCCGACAAGAGCAGCAGUGCCAACGCCACGGGCUGGACACGCCCCCUCGCCCCUGCCCUGGUGAACGUGACCAGUGAAGGCGCCACCGGGCUCCGGGCGUUCUGGGUCCAUGCGCUGGGGGGCCGGGAUGGCUACCGGGUGACCCUGUACCAGUCGGGCGUCCGGGUGCGCUCCAGCCGCAUCGGGGCCCAGGUGGACGGCGCCAGCUUCUCGGCUCUGAUUCCGGGCACUGAGUACGAGGUGGAGGUGGUCACACAGGCCGGGCCCCUCCGUGCGGUGGCGGCCAGUGCCACCGGCUGGACCCCCCCAGUGGCGCCUCUGGAGCUGCUGGUGUCCAUUCGGGCGGGCAGCGCCGUGGUCAGCCUGGCCUGGGCCAGCGGCCCCCUGGGGCACGGAGCCUGCCACGCGCAGCUCUCGGGGGCUGGGCUCCUGUCCCGGGAGCAGCCCCUGGCCCUGGGCCAAGCCCGCCUGGUCCUGAGGGACCUCACGCCUGGAUGCAACCUGUCCUUGACCGUGCAGUGCCGGGCGGGCCCCCUCCAGGCCUCCACACACCCUGUGCUGCUGCCCGUGGAGCCUGACCCGGUGGAGGACGUGCAGUGCCAGCCUGAGACCACGCGCCUGGCCCUGGUCUGGACAGUGCCUGCGGGGGACGUGGACACCUGUCUGGUUGUGGCUGAGCAGCUGGCGGCGGGAGGGGCCGCCCAGCUCAUCUUCCGGGCCAACACCUCCGGGGGCGCCCUCCUCCUGGCCCGCCUGGCGCCUGCCACGUCCUACCGCCUCAGCCUCUCAGUGUUGGGCAGGAACGGCCUGUGGAGCCGGGCGGUCAGCCUGGUGUGCGCCACUGUGCCCGAGGCCUGGCAUCCCCCGGAGCUGGCCGCAUCCCCCCAGUUGGAGCCCGAGACGGGGAUGGGUGUGCUGAUCGCCCAGGGCAUGUUCGGUGAGGAGGACGGGCAGAUCCAGUGGUAUGGGGUCAUCGCCAGCACCAACAUGUCACUGGCCCGGCCUCCCCGCGAAGCCAUCAGCUGCACGUGGUACGACCACCACUACGGGGGCCGUGACACCUACCUGGCCGUCCUGCUCUCCAGCCCCUUCCACCCCGGGCCCUGGGCCGGGCCCGCAUCCUGGCUGGUGCCCGUGGGCACAGACGACUGCGGCCGGACCCGCGACAUAUGUAAUGGGCGGCUCAGGCCGGGCUCCCGGUAUCGGUUCAGCGUCGUGGCCUUUUCCAGGCACAGCCCUGACACCGUCAUCGCCUUCUCGGCAUUUUCAGAGCCCCGGACCAGCCCGUCCUGGGCGGUGCCCCUCCCGGUGACAGCGGGCAUUGUGGCCAGCAUGCUCGCCCUGGUCUUGCUGGGCCUGCUGUGCUGGAGGCGAGUGAAGGGGCAAAGGGCGGAGAAGAGCCUGCGCUCCCAGGAGCUGACGGCUUACAACCUGUGGCGGACCCACCGGCCCAUCCCUGCGCACAGCUUCCAGCAGAGCUUUGAGGCCAAGAGUGCCCACGCCUACCAGGCCUUCUUUCAGGAGUUUGAGGAGUUGAAGGAGGUGGGCAAGGAGCAGCUGAGGCUGGAGGCUGAGCACCCUGCCAACAGCACCAAGAACCGCUACCCUCACGUGCUGCCCUAUGACCACUCCCGGGUCAGGCUGGCCCUGCUGGACGGGAAGCCCCACUCCGACUACAUCAACGCCAGCUUCAUCCCGGGCUACACCCACCGGCAGGAGUUCAUCGCCACCCAGGGGCCUCUCAAGAAGACCCUGGCGGACUUCUGGAGGCUGGUGUGGGAGCAGCAGGUCCAAGUCAUCGUCAUGCUGACCGUGGGCAUGGAGAACGGGCGGGUGCUGUGCGAGCACUACUGGCCAGCCGACUCCAGCCCCGUCACCCACGGGCCCGUCACUGUCCGCCUGCUGGCCGAGCAGCGCCAGGAUGAGUGGACCACGCGGGAGUUCCAGCUGCACCACGCUGCCCAGCAGUGGCCACGGAGGGUGAAGCAGCUACAGUUCACCACCUGGCCGGACCACAGCGUCCCCGAGGCCCCCAGCUCCCUGCUGGCUUUCGUGGAGCUGGUCCGGGAGCAGGCGAGGGCCGCCACGGGCACAGGGCCCCUCCUGGUGCACUGCAGCGCGGGCGUGGGCCGCUCGGGCACCUUUGUGGCCCUGUGGCGGCUACUGCGGCAGCUGGAGGAGGAGCAGGUGGUGGAUGUGUUCCACGUGGUGCACGCGCUGCGCCUGCACCGGCCACUCAUGAUCCAGACCCCGAGCCAGUACAUCUUCCUGCACAGAUGCCUCCUGAGCAGGGUCCUAGAAGGGCCCCCCAGCACCUGCGCUGCUGAGCCACAGCCCAUCCCUGUGAGAAACUUUGCCCGGGUGUGCGCAGAGCGGGCUGCCGACGGCAAUGCGGGCUUCCUGAGGGAGCACCAGCUCCUGCUCCAGGCCCUGAAGGACGAGGCCGGCUCUGGGAUGCCCCCUCCCCGGAGUGAGCAGGAUGGCACGGCCUCCAAUGGCCGUUGCCAGGAGUGGUCCCCUUCGGUGGAGAGCGGCCCGGCUGGGGAGAUGCUCGAAGCCUGGCUCUUCCCUGUGAGCACAUGCCCUCUGACCGUGUGGGCAGGCCUGGGGGGCUGGGCCCUAGAGCUGAGGACCGUGUGGGCAGGCCUGGGGGGCUGGGGGCCCAGAGCUGAGACGGUGGGGACACCCUAUGCUCUGCAGGGCGGGCCCUCUGGCCGCGACCACGUGGUGCUGACCGGCCCCGCGGGGCCAGCUGAACUCUGGGAGCUGGUGUGGGAGCAUGGGGCCUGCGUGCUUGUUUCCUUGUGCUCACCGGACCCCCAGGAGAAGGAAUUGUGGCCCACGGAGACGCAGCCCGUCAUCACGGAUGCAGUGACUGCGCGCUGGGUGGCGGACGGCAGUGCUGCAGGCUGGCCCUGCGUUUCCCUUCAUGUCACACACAAGGCGAGCGGGAAGGAGAGGCCGGUGCAGCGGCUGCAGUUCCCAUGCGGGCAGCCGGGCCAGGCGCUCCCCCCCGAGACCCUGCUGCCCUUCCUGGCCGCCGUGGGCCAGUGCUGCUCCCGGGACGCCAGGCAGCCCGGCACGCUGCUCAGCCACUGCAGCAAGGGUGCGGCCCAGCUGGGCACCUUCCUGGCCCUGGAGCAGCUGCUGCAGCAGGCAGGGGCCGAGGGCAGCGUGGACAUCUUCACCGCGGCCUUGCAGCAGUCGCAGGCCUGCAGCCUCAUGACCCCAACGCUGGAGCAGUACGCCCACCUCUACAGCUGCCUAAACAGCGCGCUCGCGGACGGGCUGCCAUGA
This is a messenger RNA of Budorcas taxicolor (takin), 5886 nucleotides long. Its product is annotated as receptor-type tyrosine-protein phosphatase V-like. Gene Ontology annotation, biological process: angiogenesis; protein dephosphorylation. The transcript has 34 exons. Gene Ontology annotation, molecular function: cadherin binding; protein tyrosine phosphatase activity. The coding region runs from base 1 to 5886 and encodes 1961 amino acids. The record is from RefSeq and is a predicted model, not a curated record. Lineage: Eukaryota; Metazoa; Chordata; Mammalia; Artiodactyla; Bovidae.